GACACGUUUGAACAUGAGAGAGAGGAUUCCACUCUGCAACAGCAAGUAAUUCUUCUCACUCGAGAGAUUGAACAGAUGAAACAGGAGCACAGACUUGAGCUUGCAGCCCUUAGCAGUCAUGAAGUGGGACACAACUCAUCGCAGCAACAACUAGUUUCUGUACCUGCUCAGCUCAAUUUGGAUGCACUUGAUCCCAAUUUUUCAGCCGAUAUGCAAAACUUGGAACUUGUCAAUAUGGACUUAAAGGCACAAGUUUCACAAUUGUAUGGAGAGUUGAGUCUUUACAAAAUCAAGGAAAAGGAUUUAUUAAGAAAGAUGGAAAAUCUGGAACAUGGAAGAAAGAGCACGAGUGAUGAUGAUGACCCUCCCCUUUCCUUGGACGGGUCUUUUUUGAACCACACAGACUCAGCUGUUUUUAGAGAACCCACAGAGUUUGAGUACCUGAAAAAUAUAUUGUAUGAGUACAUGAUGGGUCGAGAGACAAAGACUCUGGCUAAAGUGAUAGCCACUGUUGUGAGAUUUUCUGAUGAACAGAUGAGGAAUGUGCUGUCAAAAGCCGACACUGUGGUUA
Molecule: messenger RNA, 571 nt
Organism: Candidula unifasciata
Lineage: Eukaryota; Metazoa; Mollusca; Gastropoda; Stylommatophora; Geomitridae
Source: the annotation of a GenBank genome assembly